Molecule: messenger RNA, 981 nt
Organism: Dioszegia hungarica
Lineage: Eukaryota; Fungi; Basidiomycota; Tremellomycetes; Tremellales; Bulleribasidiaceae
Exons: 3
Coding region: 1-981 (326 amino acids)
Source: RefSeq, a predicted model, not a curated record
AUGAUCUUUCAGCGCCUACCCCUUGCCGCCCUCAGGACCACCUACCUCACAAGCCGACUACUGAGACAGCUCAGCCGAGACGCCGGGCGCGUACUCUGGCGAGGACGGCGAUUUUGGGAUACUCGCCACCCUAACUUCUCGCCACGAGCAUGCCCUACUGAUCCAUCUCUCAGAUCCAUUAAGACGCUCGUCACUGUCUCGCGUGCCGAAGUGAUAGGCUCAUUAGCGGACGAGCCAGAGUCGUCCCGCCCUGCUACCGUUGACAGCCUCGAUCCUGCUGAUAUCCCCUCCGAUCUUCAGGACCGUCAGUUCGGUGUGGUCUACUAUCGUCACAGUGAUGCGAGAAACCCAACCUCAUCACAGACGUGCCGAUUGCACGCCUUCCCCCCGGUCCUAUCACACUUCAAGGCGAAGCUGCUCGCGGUGAAGAAUGACCUCCCCGUCGGACAUCUCAAGGAUGGCUCACACCUUCCUGAUGGUAUCAAAAACAACUACGAGACCAUUGUGCAGAUCGUCGAUCCAGCCGCAGGACCAUGGGAAGAAAGAUCUAUCCUUGCAGGGUCUCUAACAGUGGGUGGACCAGACGCCGCGUUGCUGUAUCCCGCCUGGGCGAGCAGCACAGCGGAGUGCAUCGAGAACGUGGCAGAGGCGCUGGCCCUCGCUUCUGCUCUGGGCAGAUCGACCACCCUCGCUUUGUACCGCAGCCCCGCGGAUACUGGGAUCGAUGCAGAAGCUGACCGCGAUUUCAUUACGGACAUCACGGCUAGUGUGAGAACCGCUCCGCCCGGGGAAGAUUUCGCAGCGGAUGGCAACCCUCAGCAUCAUGGGGACGGCUCGGAUUACGAUGAGGCGAUGCUCGCUGAAUGGGAUGUGACCGAGUACGAGAAGGCACUGGAUGCCGAGAUAGCACUUCUGCGGCAGUGGAAUCAGAGCAAAGCGGUGGGGACGACAUCUCCGAAUGUUGCAGCUGCGGCUGAGUAG